AUGUCCAACCCCAAACCUAGAGGAGAGGCUUGGAAAAACCCCGAAGAUGUAUCGUUGUGCAUGGCGGUGGUCGCGGUUGGUGAAGAUGGUGACAAAGCUACCAGUCAAGAGAAGAAAAAUUUAUGGGAUCGUAUAUGGGAAGUGUAUGAAGCUUGCAAGCCACCCAGUUCCGUUAUUAGAUCGGGAGGAGGGUGUGAAGCUCGUUGGAGAAAGAUUAGGCCGGGUUGCACAAGGUGGCGUGAAGCUCUUACCAAAGCGGAGGCCGCUCACGCAAGUGGUGAAAAUGCCACCGACUUGGAAGUGCAAGCUAGGUCGAUAUAUCGUACAUUGUCUUUGGGGGAGGAGUUUAAAUUUGCGCAUUGUUGGUCAAUAUUAAAGGAUACAGAAAAGUUUAGCAAACCUCCGUCUUUGGAUGAGGAAAUCUCUAGUGGUCCGUCACCUAUUGACUUGUCCGGAGAAGAUACACCUAUUGAGGGAACCCCAAGCCCUUCAAAUGUGCAUGCACGCCCUCCAGGCCAAAAAGCUCAAAGGGCUGCUAAGAAAAAAUGCAAGCAAGAUGACACAUCUCAACUCUUAGCUCAAAUGAAAAGAAUUGCGGACCAAGGAGAUCGUGAUCUCAAACACAGACUACAACUUAGGGAGGAGACUAGACUUGCACAAGAACGUGCGGAUGAUGCAGCCACAAUGGCGGUGGAUCCAUCAAAAUUUCCCGCCCCAAUUAGGGCUUAUUGGGAAAGGAAGCAAGCUAUGGUUAUUGAGAGGGAGGAACAAGCUUACAAUGCCGGAUUACACCAACCACUUGCUUCAUCUGAAGGAGGUAUUCCAUUUCUUCACUCUACCCUUAUCGCUGCUUUGUUUCAUUCUCAACCCACAAGCAUAUCUAGAGAAAACCAUCGACCCUUGCCUAGAGUGAGUAAUGUUGAGGAUGCCCUGAAGGUGUUCGACGAAAUGCUUCAGAGACGUCCUCUGCCGUCUGUUGUCCGUUUCACUCAGAUAUUGGCUCCUCUUGUCAAACUCAAGCACUAUGCAACAGUCCUCUCUUUGAAUUCACAAAUGCUUCUCUCUGGAAUCGCUUCUAAUUCUUAUACUCUUUCCAUUGUCAUCAACUGCUACUGUUGUUUGAACCGACUGGACUAUGCCUUGUCUGUCUUGGCCCACUUCUUCAAAUUGGGUCUUCAACCAGAUGUUGCAACCUUCAACACUCUCAUCCACGGCUUUGUUCUCCAAAAUCGAGUGGCUGAUGCAGCGCGACUUUUCAGCAAAAUGGUGGUGGGAGGUCAUUGCCAGCCGAAUGUAGUUGCUUUCAACACACUAAUCAAGGGCUUUUGCGCAAUGAGAAACAACACUACGGCUAUUCACUUACUGCGCAAGAUGGAAGCAAAUGGAUGCCAGCCUGACAGAGUGACGUAUAGCACCAUCAUAGACAGUCUCAGCAAGGAUACACUGGUUGAUGAAGCAAAGAACCUCUUCUCUGAAAUGAUUGGUAGAGGGAUUGCUCCCAACGUUGUUACUUACACCUCAUUGAUUCAAGGAGUCUGCAAUAUUGGGAGGCGGAAAGAAGCUUGGAGGUUGUUGAAUGAAAUGGCGAGUCAAGGUAUCUUUCCAAGUACUAUCACCUUCAAUAUCCUGGUUGAUGGCCUUUGUAAGGAAGGGAGGGUUGCGCAAGCCAAAAUUAUGGUUCAGAUUAUGAUUCAAAGAGGAGUUGAGCCUGACACAAUCACAUACAGUUCCCUUAUUUAUGGUCACUGUUUGCGAGGAGAAAUGGACGAGGCGAAACAAGUUUUUGAUCUAAUGGUUGCCAAGGGCUCCAUGGUUAAUGUUCAUAGCUGUCGUAUAUUGAUUAACGGAUAUUGCAAGCAGAAAAAGAUUCAUGAGGCAAAAGAAGUUUUCGACGAAAUGCUUCUUAGAGGACUUGUUCCUGAUACCGUUAUUUAUAGCACUCUAAUUGAUGGUUUUUAUAAAGCGGGGAGACAACAAGAGGCAGAAAAGUUGUUCUCUGAUAUGCAAGCUUCUGACCAACUUCCAAGUAUUCAAACUUAUAAUGUUAUACUUGAUGGCCUCUGUAACAACCAACAGCUUUCUAAGGCAAUUUAAUUGCUUAGAGAGAUGGAAGGGAACAAGUUGAAAGCAGAUAUUGUAGCUUACAGUAUUAUCAUUGAAGCUUUGUUCAAAGCUGGGAAAAUUGACUCUGCAACAGACGUCUUCUCUGGUUUGUCAUCGAAAGGAGUAUUGCCUGAUGUAUGGACAUACAGUAUAAUGAUCAAGGGACUUUGUGAUGGUGGCAUCUUUGUUGAAGCAGAAAAGUUGUUUAGAGAAAUGGAGCAAAAAGGCUGUUCU
This is a messenger RNA of Fragaria vesca subsp. vesca, 2337 nucleotides long. Its product is annotated as pentatricopeptide repeat-containing protein At1g63130, mitochondrial-like. Gene Ontology annotation, biological process: negative regulation of DNA-templated transcription. NCBI's taxonomy places the organism in Eukaryota, Viridiplantae, Streptophyta, Magnoliopsida, Rosales, Rosaceae. Bases 1 to 2094 code for a protein of 697 amino acids. The record is from RefSeq and is a predicted model, not a curated record. Gene Ontology annotation, molecular function: transcription corepressor activity. The transcript has 3 exons.